CCAUCAAAUGGUGUCUAACAAAAUAUAACCAACUGAUAUGAUACUUAAGAUUGAGUCAUUGUGUCAUAAAUUAUCAUAAUACAUUUGAUACAACAGCGUUAACAUUGAUUGUUAUAAUAUUUUAUAUUGUUGACCAUUUCAGAAAAUUACGUUUCGUGUACUGUACAAUAUAUAUAAAUAUAUAAUAGAAUUGAUUGCUAAAAGGCAGCAAAAUUGAUGAAGUAAAUCAAAUGUCAAACAAAGUAAAGGAACAUAAGGUUUCUAUAAUUUGAAUAAUUAGUGUUUACUAAAAUUAAAGAAAUAAAAAGAAUUAAUAAAUGGAUACUUAAAAUACCUAUAAAUUAUAAAAUAAAAUGGAUGUACUUGCAAAGUUACGAAAUACUGUUAGCAAUACAAUAUCUAAUACUGUUCAAAACACUGCUUAUGGCCUGUCGCAGUUGUCAAAUGUUCUUCCUGGUAAUCCAGUAACCAGAGAGUUUGAAGUAACUGCUCAUAUAGCGAGUGCAGGACCAUCGUUACUAUGGAAGAUUUACAACGGUUACAAGAAAUCUACAAAACAAGAAGCAGCAAUAUUCGUGUUUGAGAAACGCAUUUUGGAUAAAUUUUCAAGAAACGACAAAGAAUUGAUCUUAGAAACAUUAAAAAGAGGUGUUGCACAAUUGACGAAAUUACGUCAUCCACAAGUUUUAACUGUUCAACAUCCUUUGGAGGAAUCUAGAGACAGUUUGGCAUUUGCAACUGAACCUGUAUUAGCUAGUUUAGCCAAUGUUUUGGGAAACCAUAAUAAUUUACCACAGCCAUUGCCAAUAGCAUUAAAGGAUUACAAGUUACACGAUGUUGAAAUUAAAUAUGGACUUUUGCAACUUGGUGAAGGUCUGGCAUUUUUACACGGAGAUGUUAAAUUAUUACACAGAAAUCUAUGCCCAGAAUCUAUUGUUGUUAAUAGUCACGGGGCAUGGAAGAUCUUUGGAUUUGAUUUUUGCGCUUUAAAUCAAAGUGUUGAAGGCAAACAACCUCAAUGGUCGUACGUAGAAUAUGAUAUAUCAGCUCCAUCUAUAGCUCAACCAAAUUUGGAUUACCAAGCACCAGAAUGUAUUUUGGCAAGCAGUGUUGAUACAUCUAGUGAUAUAUUUUCUUUGGGAAUGGUAAUAUAUAUUUUACAUUCUCCAAAGAAUGUACUUAUUCAUGAAUCUAACAAUGACUUAUUAAAAUGCAAACAGUUCUUAGAGAAUUUUAAAAGUUCGACUAUCACAGAUAAGUUUCUUCCAACUUCAGAGUGUCUUAGAGACACAGUUAAAUUGAUGUUACAUCAUAAUCCUGAAUUAAGACCAGAUGCUCAUCAAUUUGUAAAGAUUGACUACUUCACAGAUAUAGGUGUUAAAACCUUGAAUUAUUUAGACAAAAUUUUCCAAUGGGAUAACUUACAGAAAUCACAGUUUUACAAAGGAUUACCUCAACUUUUAAAACAAUUGCCACACAGAGUUGUGCUGCACAGAGUUCUCCCAGCUUUAUAUAAAGAAUUAUUUAAUUCUCCAAUGAUUCCAUUUGUUUUACCUAGCAUAAUCUAUGCAAUGGAAACAAGUUCUGUGGAAGAAUUCAGAGAAUAUAUUUUACCAAACAUUAAAUCAGUUUUAACAUUAGAUGAUCCUCCACAAAUUAGUCUUGUUUUAAUGCAACAUGCUGAUUUAUUAUUAAAAUUAUGUACUACAGAAGUAAUAAAAACAGAUAUAGUUCCAAUGUUAUUACGCGCUUUGGAAUCAGAAUGGGAACAGUUGCAAGAAUUAUGUUUAUCAGCUUUACCUAAUAUUAUAACAAUGAUUGAAGGACCAGUGAUUAAAAAUGCAAUUUUACCUAGAAUGAAAAAGAUUUGUUUAUAUGGGAAAGGAAACAGCAGCAAAAGUCUUGGAGUUAGAGUUAACUGUUUAUUAUGUCUUGCAAAAAUGUUACCACAUUUUGAUCGAUGGCUUGUCCUUGAUCAAGUAUUACCUUUUCUACAAGAGAUUCCACACUCUGGUGAACCUGCAAUUCUUAUGGCUAUCAUAGGUAUUUAUAGAAUGUUAUUAAAUCAUAGUAAACUGGGAACAAGUAAAGAAAUAUUAGCAACAAAAAUCUUACCAUUUUUAUUACCACUAUGCGUUGAACAAAAUUUUAGUCUACCGCAAUAUGAAAUUCUUUCGAAUCUUGUAACUGAAAUGAUAAACCGUGUAACAUCAGAACACAAAGAUGCUUUAAAACAAUUAGAUGCCAUGCGUCGUGAGACUCAACAGUUAGAUCAAGAACUUUCACAAACCUCUACCAUGUAUAAAAAUAUUAGUUCAAGUAACGAUGAUGGAAAUAUAUUUUCUACAGUUCCUACUUCAAAUACAAGCGCAACUUUGAAAUCUCUACAAAUUGAAAAUGAACUGACAAUGGAAGAUAAAUUUCGAUUAGUUCAACAGCAAGGGAUGCACCAAAGAUUACAAUCUCAAACACCAUUAAUACCAACAAUUGUUCAACCUACAAAACCUCCAGUAAAAGAUUUAACUGAUACUUUAUUAAAAUCUAAUUUAGAUCAACUAAAUCUUUCAAUGGCAAGUUCAAAAUCUGAUUAUUCAUGGAAACCGCCAAAUUCGAAUCAGUAUCAACACUUCAAUCUGCAAGGAAUGAAUACACAAUUAAAUCAAAUAGGAAAUACUUAUGUUCCCAAUUCAGUCAUUCCUCGUAACAGUAUUAAUUAUUCUAUGAAUCAGGGGAACAUAAUGGCUAAUAAGUUAGAAUUUAGUUCAAAUUCUAUGAAUCAAGGGAAUAUAAUAGCUAAUAAGUUAGAAUUUAAUUCAAAUCUAAAUUCUAAUGUAAAUAAUUUUCCUAUCAAUCAGUUAGAAUUUAAUUCAAAUUUGAAUUCCGAUUCAAAUAAAAAAAUAGAAAAAGUAUCUUAUGAUGUAAUGGAUCUACUUAGUUAAUAAUUUUAUUUAUAUAAUGUAUUAUUAUAAUGUUUAUUAUUCCACAUAUAAUGAUAAAAACAGUCAAUUUC
Frieseomelitta varia is the source of this 3010-nucleotide messenger RNA. Its product is annotated as SCY1-like protein 2. Lineage: Eukaryota; Metazoa; Arthropoda; Insecta; Hymenoptera; Apidae. Gene Ontology annotation, molecular function: ATP binding; protein kinase activity. Gene Ontology annotation, biological process: protein phosphorylation. The record is from RefSeq and is a predicted model, not a curated record. The transcript has 3 exons. The coding region runs from base 354 to 2939 and encodes 861 amino acids.